Molecule: messenger RNA, 1687 nt
Organism: Diversispora eburnea
Lineage: Eukaryota; Fungi; Glomeromycota; Glomeromycetes; Diversisporales; Diversisporaceae
Source: the annotation of a GenBank genome assembly
AUGACAAAACGUAAUAAAACAAACGCAACUCUUCUUUCUUGUGGUUCUCUUAUUCCUGACUUGCAUUAUGGACCAUUUUCGCGAGAUUGGUGGUAUACUACCACAAUUGAAAAUGAAGUUCUGUUGGUUCCUAUUCGUCUAGGAAUGAUUAUUACCACUACUAUUAAUGGGCAAAAGUUUAUUUUACGUGUCGUUCAAGGCCAUCCAAAACAUUUACAACAGCCUGGUUAUUGUUGUCAAGCUGGAGUAUUGUCUAGUAACGUUGAAGAAUCUUGUAGCGCUGCAUUAACUUCUUUAUAUCAACAUAUUUUUCAAACUAAAACAAAAUUUUCAGGACCACAAGAGUUAGGUUUAGAUGACAAUAAAAUUGUGGACCAAUUGUUAAAUGGGAUUUUAUUUCGACCAUUUUAUGUUUCAGUUGAUAAGUUUCAAAUUUUGUAUAUUCAUUGGGCAAAUGAAAAUUCACAUCAUCAUUUGUCUACAUUUGAGGGAGAUACGCCAGCAGGUGUUUGGAAAAAAAUAGGCAUUCUACAAAAGUUAGAUGGUUUUGCACUCUUUGGUUUAGAGGAUGAUUAUACUAAAAAGAGAUUAGAAUCAAGAGAAUUACCAACAUGUCGACCUACCGAUUGGACAAAUGAUGAGACAAUGGAUGAGUUGUAUUCAUAUUAUUUAAAGAAGCGUACACUUGCUAAUAUUAAUUGGCGGAAAAAAAGAGCAUGGCAGGUAUUUUUCAGAGCUGCGGGAUGUAUUAAUAUUACACCAUUUGGAAUUGAUAAAUAUAAGUGUGGAUUUUGGACAAAAGAAAUCAAUCCUUUACAUGAUCAAGAAACAUUAUAUACUUUGUUUGAAAAUGGAUUCUUACGAACAAUACCAUUUGAUGACUCAUCCAAAUCAUGCAAUGAUUUGACAGAACGAUUAGCCAGUUGUUUAAUAGAAUCAUAUGAAGCAAAUAAAAAAGGUGUCGAAGGCAAAAGAAGAAUUUUAUCUAUUGUUGCAGAUAAAUUUUCAUUACAAGAACUGAAGCUAAUGAAGAUGUCAUCUCGAACUAUUCAGGAAGCAAGAACAUUUGCACGUAUUAAUGGACCAGGUUGUUCAAUAAUUGAAAAACCAACAAUUCAUCGUACCCGAUUUUCUGAAGAAGCAAAAGACCAAUUCGAAAAAUUUUUUUCAGAUAAAUCCAUUGUUAAUAUGAGUUCAUACAAAGUUGAUCCACAAACCAAACUACCAGUGCUUUAUUUGAAAGAUAAUAAAACAGCUUUAUGGGAAAAAUUUUUAGAAACAUACCCAGAUGGUUAUAAGCGAACAACAUUUAUGACAGAAUUGGCUAAUACUUCUUUAUUGGUAAAGUCUAUUUUGAUUGAUAAGGUUGAAAAGGUUAGAAGACAUAUGAAGCGUGAUUAUGAAAAAGAAAUAUCAAUAAAUACCAAUGGACAAGUGAAUCAUGAUCCUUGUAUUUCGCAUUGUUUAGCAUAUGCCUUUGGCAUUUGCAAAAAUACACAUGUUAGCAUUUGUGAAAAAUGCAAUAAAUUAUGGAUACUCUUUACACAAUUACAAUCCAACCUGGAUGAGUCCUGUUCUGAAAUACUAAAUGAAGCCUUUAAACAAAAAAUCAACAAGCCCGAACCUACCUGUACAUCACAUUCUGCACCUAAAGAAUCAUGGAAUAUUCCAAUUCCAGAUCCAUCAA